UGUGUGGGUCAAUGCACUUGCAAUGAAAAUGAACAGCCUAGCUCUUUCGGUGCGCCCGACUUUUCCCUGGCCACUGCCUGAAAUUGGACAAUUUCGACGGCCAGGCGGCAGGCAAUCGCUUGGACUCAUUAUGAGUGACAAACGGUUCGUCUCUGGCGGUUCCAGUUUAUUCAACUCCAGCAUCGACUUCGGGAUCGCUGUUACAUUAACAUUAUUAUGCGCUCUGGUGUGUGCAUACAUGUGCCCAUGCAGUCUAGUUUGUCUCGUUACAUAUUUAUUUCUCGUGUGGGAAACUAGUUUUCUCCCAGCCAACCAGGCUCCGGGCUGGUUUGUUGUUGGCCAUUGAUGGCGGAGACUUCCGAGCUUCCGUUUCGAGCACGUAGCGCCAGUAUAAAUGAAUUGGCUAGCUGCAAGGAGGCCUCACUUCGUGUGAGAUCUCUAAAAGUGAAGGUGGUCAAAUUGGAGUACUGCCUAUGAGAAGUCGAAAGUGAUUCGUUCGUUCAGAGCUAUUGGAAUUAUAUUGGACAUGAAUAGUUUAUUGGUUCUGAUCUUGGUCGCCUUUUGCUGCAGUGUGGUCGCCAAGCCUCCUGCGGCUCGGCGAGCACAACUGCACGACGAUGUCCAGCUCAUCCAUCCCCACAUCAUUACCAUAGAGCGUUUAGAGAACCUGCUCCGUCGUGCUGGCGAAAUCUUUGGGCCCGCUCUGGAGGAAGAUGCCAUGGCGGAGGCCAGUAGUCAGGUGCAGGAGCAAGUGCAGCCCCAGCAGCGACUGCUGCCACCCACGGAGCAGCCGUAUAACUUCUACUUGCCGCUCUUCGACUAUGUGGAGCCCAAGCUGGAUGCCAAGAGCCGGAUGAUGGAGAAGAUUGCUCCUCCGCCGCAGAAGUCAGAGCACAACUACUACGCGGACAAGCCAAAGAAGAAGCCAAAGAAGUUCAAUGCGGCCAACAAGCACAUCAACCUCAAUCUCAAGUGGCUAAACACCUACGAGAAGGCCAUGGGAGGAGCCACUGCCCCCAAGGCCAUGUAUCUCGAGCAGGACGAGCGCAACCGAAUAAAUUUCGAUGACUCCUUCUUUGCGGUGGACAUGCAGGUGAAAAUGCCGGACAAUCAGCCGCACAAGGAGUCGGCCUCGCCCGCAGAACUCCUGCAGCAUGGCGAGGAGCAGGCGGAGGAGGAUCUGAUGGCGGCUCCGGCGCAGUUAGCCUUCAACUUCAAAUCUCCCGUCCAGCACGAACGUCGCGCAUAGAUGGGAAUUGUUUUAUGUUAUAGGUUUUAGUCAGUUGUAUAAAAAUGCUACAAUAAAUGCACUGCGUGUGAGUAAAGGCUAAAUUAAA
Messenger RNA from Drosophila suzukii, 1337 nucleotides. RefSeq lists its product as uncharacterized. Lineage: Eukaryota; Metazoa; Arthropoda; Insecta; Diptera; Drosophilidae. The record is from RefSeq and is a predicted model, not a curated record.